Molecule: messenger RNA, 1465 nt
Organism: Schistocerca americana (American grasshopper)
Lineage: Eukaryota; Metazoa; Arthropoda; Insecta; Orthoptera; Acrididae
Exons: 5
Coding region: 1-636 (211 amino acids)
Source: RefSeq, a predicted model, not a curated record
AUGAGAUGGCAGCCAACGGGAUAUUGCAGUUCCUGGAAGCGACUGCGGCGCUGUGGCCGGACGAGGCGGCGCAGUAUCCAAUCGAGCAGCCCUGUUUCGGGUACAGGCCUUGACCUUGGUGGCUUCCAAGCAGGAUGCAGUGCAUUGCGCACAAGUGCGAGCCGUGUUGCCAGCCAGCGGGGUGGGGGGGGGGGGGGGGGGGGGGGACUCCACAGAAGCAAUAUACUACGCCGCCGGGACUGCAGAGGCGCACUUGGCCGCCGGCUGCGCCCAGAAGUGGGCGCAGCCGGCGCAAGCCGUCGGCGCCGACCAGCAGCGCUACAGGGGUGUGCAAAACGGGAACUACCAGGAAAGCGAUGUGCGCCCAAGAGCCGCCUCAGAGGUGGCGUGUGGCUUGCACCGGGACACCUCAGUCAGCGGGCGCUGCUGACGGGUCCUCAGUUAGCCCGUAAAGAACACGAGGACCUGCGACUGGACUCCUUCCAACACCACCUGAGGAAGGCUCCCAGCGAGGAAGAAGCCGGGCCCCCUGCACAACAGCCUAGGGGGGCCUGCCCUAACGCUAAACGGCAGAGGAAAACGAUUAUGAAAAACGAACGACGCGCGGCUGCCCAGGGUGGGCUGCCUGCACCGUGAGCAGCUGCCACGGCGGGGCCUCGGCGCCGCCGCCGGCGGAGGGCGACGCAGCCGAGGCCCUCUCACGCCGACGGACCCCUCGUGCAACCGCAGGGAGGGACAUCUCGUGAGUGGGCCCCAACAAGGCUCCAAAACUUACCUUUACGCUACAAACUGUUUCGCAAUUCGCCGUAGCGGUGAAGGAGUGACUCUGGGCCUCGAGGUCAACGUCUGGCAGAAGCACGCGGUGCGGUGCAGUGCAGCGGACCAGGGCGACAUCUCAGCUGGUGGCAAGCGGACGCGGACCACUCUGUUCCCGCGGCGGUGACACUUCGUCAGUCGCCGAAACUACUCGGCGGCGGCCGGCUGGGGCCAGCCGGCCGCCGGUGAGGCGGGGGAAGCCUUGGCGCAGCCCCAACUUCCCAGCGCACAGUAGAGGCUGGGUGUCGGAAGCCGCUUCCGGCGGACUGUGCAUUGGUGGGUAGCGGAGCUCCUGAUGGGGGCCACGUCAAAUCACGAGACAGCUGCCCGCCCCGUGGUCGCCUGACGGCUCCGAUCGUCGGCGACAAUUCCGUCCUUUUCACCCUCGCCCUCUCCCCUCUCCUUUCCAAAGAUUGUGAUCCUCGUUGUUUCCCCAAACCACCGUCCACGUCCAUUACCUUCCUUAUUUUUCUCUUACCCAUUACCCCUCGAUCCAUAUCCCACUUACUACACACUCGCUGCUGGACGCCAUCCCACACUCAGGUUCUCGUACGAAACUUCUCGCAACUACUACACCAGUGGUGUCCCACACUAAAUCUUCAUCGCCCUGUACGUUCCAGUUUUAUGGAAUAAAAAACUGCAAAAAAUA